Chaetomium fimeti is the source of this 1562-nucleotide messenger RNA. RefSeq lists its product as uncharacterized. NCBI's taxonomy places the organism in Eukaryota, Fungi, Ascomycota, Sordariomycetes, Sordariales, Chaetomiaceae. Gene Ontology annotation, cellular component: nucleus. The record is from RefSeq and is a predicted model, not a curated record. The transcript is spliced from 2 exons. Gene Ontology annotation, biological process: kinetochore assembly; mitotic sister chromatid segregation. The coding region runs from base 154 to 1143 and encodes 329 amino acids.
AGAAAUUGCCUUUCCAUUACACUCAAGGAAGCGGUGGCCUCCCUACCUAGGUACUAUAGAAGUUGUGCGGUAUUCUCGUGCCCUUCCAAUUGAAAAGGGCCGGGGUCGUUCCUGAGUGCCUAUCGAAUAAUUGCCCCGCCUGGGCCACACAAGAUGGAAGACGCUGGAGAGCUUGGGAGUGCUAGCCGCGUGUACGAGGCCCAGUUGGAACGCGCUACUCAGGAGCUCAACAACAGGAAAAAGGAGCUGGAGGAUGAAUUGAAUCAGCUAAGGGCGUCUGCGGCCGGGCCUGGUGCGGAAUUUUCAGCAGGAGACUCCUUGGAAAUCAUGACAAAGGCAUACCAGGACAUGACUGAGGCAGAACCGCUCCUGCCGCCGCUGGGAUCUCCCCUUCCAGCUCUACUGGUCAUGCGACGGGCGCAUCAGACCAUUGCAGAGACCAACGAAUACAUGGAUUCUCAAGGCGCUUCACUAGAGCAGCUCCAACGGAGGAUAGAGGCAGAACAGGCCAACUUGCGUGAACAGCAAGCCCUCCGGACUGCGCUUGAAGGCCGCAUCCAGUCGUUACGCCAAGGCCUGGAGAGUAGAGAGGAGAAGACGGAAGAGCAAGUCACCAAAGAACGCGUCGCCGAGCUGAAAAAACAAAAGGAUCACUGGGACAAGCAGACAUCGAGUCUUAUGAAACAGCUGGACUGGUUCAUUGGCGAACACCUCGGCCCCAUGUUGGCAGCAGAGGAGUUGGGCGGCCCCGUCGUCGGGGGGUUGAUGGACAUCGAUCCGGAUGACCUAAGCGCUGGGUUUAGUGCUCAUGGCAAAUUGAAGAAGGCCAAAGACCAGCCGGACCAAGACAAGCGGCAGCGACGGAUCGACGACAUCUGGGGCCCUCAGGACGAGCAGGGGCAGGCAAGGAGGAGGCGGGAGGGGGAUGAAGCAGCAGCGGCAGGCGCAGAGAUGCGUGAUCUUACCGAGCAACUAAUGAAUAAGCUCAUGGAAGCGGACGGCGACACCUCUGCGGCGUACGUGGAGAUAGCGAGGGAAUCCGCGGCAGCGAGGUUCCUUGUCCGUUCCAAGGUCGCAGUGUUCCAUCCUCGGGAUGCGCGGAAGUUGCGGCUUAUCGACUUUGGAAGGGAUCUGGAGGACUAGAGCCUUCGGGGGGCUGAAAGCGUGGGAACGGCUACGUAACAGCAAUAUUUUGUUCCGGCAUGUUGCGGACAAUCAAACGGCAUCUGGCGAUCCCCCUAACAUGGGGAAGCUUGUCUUAUGGCGGGAAUGUUGACUCGUCGACGUCUGUUCUUCUCCGCCGUCGGGGGUCUACAUUCAUUAUUGUGGAUGAUAAUAGCCAAGUGAAGGAAGUGUUUUUGCACAAACGGAACAAGGGGCUCGACGGCAUCUCAAGCAAAGUCUUUGGGUUUGACUCGCCCGCGCGAGAACGCUGGAUCACUGUUUGAGUGGUCAGGGGCAGGAAGUAUCAGCAAUUGGCCAAUUAUGGUGUUGAUCUGGACCCGCUCGCGUGCUCCACACAAGCAACUGACUCGCCAAGCCAAGCAGGUGGGUCAACAUGC